AUAUUUAGGUCACUGUAUGGGAACUGAAAGCGGGACAGUUCUAAAUGAAGUGACGUAAAGUUAUAAGAAUGUCCAUGGAUGUAUGACCAGCUAUCUGUUCGGGAGCCUAUCCCGAUAAGAAAACUGAUGAGAAAUGGCGGACAGGAGCAAAUCAAGUCCAGAACAAAAGGAGACAACUGACACUGAUGAUGACGGCGUGAUAGUUACGGCAGGACAAACUGCGAUCGUACCUAUGGCAACGGCAACACCCUGUAACUCACAUUGUUCACAAACUGUGAUUAAUUUUGGUGAGAUGUCCAACCAAGUGAUACAGAAAUCCUCUAAUGUCCAGAAUGUCCAGAUGACUUUCAACUUUGACCAUGCAGAAAACAUGGUUUUCGGCGAGGGAGGCAGCAUCAUCAACGCUGGAGACAGAAAGGGUCUGGAUUUAUCAAAGCAGAGCUGCUUGAUAGAUCAAACAAAAGCUUGGGUUUUGGAUCAAAGAGAGAGACAGCCCUAUGUACCUACAAAAGCCAUCUCAGUUGCCAAGGAGAAAAUUUUGAAGAACAAAUGCUUGAUAAUUAGAGGAAAUUCCGGAGAUGGAAAGACCCGUUUAGCUGUAGAACUGUUGCAUUGGCUGAUGAACGAACAUGACAUGGACAUCGGACAAACCGGGGAGACAAGCUGUCCGAAAAAAGAACCGAUUUCGCUCACAGACUUGAUGACAUGGGACAAUACAAUUUCACCGAAUUCCCAUUUAGCCAUUUUGUUUGAUGACCUGUUCGGUUAUGGGUCCGAAAUUCAAAAAGAGAUAAAUUGGUGGAAAAAGCGCGAAAGUUUCAUCAGGCCCUGUUUACAGGGAGCAGGGAAUGACAGGGCAAACUGUUUGAUCAUCACCGUACGCAAUGACAUAUAUUACGAACACAAAUCCAUGUUUGAUGGGCAGGUCUUGUUUACGCAAGACAAUGUCAUUGAUCUGAGCUCUACUGAAUUUUCAUUGGAGGAUGAAAAGAAAAGUAUUUUGAAAAUGUAUACGACUACAUUGGGAAACUUUCAACAAUUUUCCGAAAGAGAAAUUGCUGAAAUUUUAAGAACAUCUCCAGGAAUUGGGUUUCCCGAGUGUUGUCGGGUUUUUGCUUCUACUUCAGAACUACAACACAAAAGGGUCAACUUUUUCAAACAUCCAUUGAAAUACAUGAGGGAUGUGAUAAAAGGGAAAUUUCACGAAGAGCAACAAAAAGCACUUCUCUAUCUCUUCCUGUCUCACGGACAUGUACCUGCCAAACAACUUGAUUUGGAAAAUGAAAGUAUUGACCAAAUAACAGUUGAGAAAGUUUUCAACAUGUCAAUGUCAGAAAAAAUUCAGGAGAGCUUGAAUGGAGAUUUAGGUUCAAAGCUCAGAUGCAUCAAGAAAGGUUUAGAGUCUUUGUGUGGUUCCUUCGUAAGGAAAGAAAAAGGUGUUUACCAUUUUUUUCAUGAUUCCACACAGGAUGCAGUGGCCAUACUCUACGGGGAGCUCACACCUCAGGGCUUCCUGAAGUACUGUAACAGCGAGUGUUUACGUUACAUUGCGACACCUAAGUGUAAGGAAACAUCGUGCAAGAUAGUCGUGGAUGAGGGUAUAUAUGAAUAUGUGUAUCAACGCAUAUUUGAAGAAUUGAAGUUGGGGGAUGGUGCAAAGUUAAGUGUCAUAGCCUCUCUUAUACCCUGGAGUGACGGUCAGUUUUUGUCAGGAUUUUUUGAGUGGAUUGAUGAACAAGUCGCUGUGCCAGAAGAUUUCCGCUUUCGACCGAAAACAGGAAACGAGAUGAGCGAUGACUGUGAUGGUGUAUUCGAUCAAGAGAUGAAUGAAGACGAACAAAGCUGUUUCUUUGUUGUUGUCGCAAAAGUAAACUCUUACUGUUUACUGAAACGGCUGAUUGACAGAAGUUUUGCCUCUGCGGGGCAAUUGAAGAAAGCCUUGGAUCAAGCUAUAAGCUCAGGAAGUGAGGAAUGUGUGUCUCUUCUCUUAGAGGCCGGUGUGAUACCCGAUUCAAGCUCAUGCUUUUCCGCAGUAGAGGGUGGUAAAACAGAUCUACUACACAAGUUAGAUCGCUAUGACAUUAUCCCGACAUCCAGAGCAGAAAUGUCACGGUCGGGUUAUCAGUUGGAAGACGUCAACGUGUUUCACGAGGCAUGUUUGUUUCAGCAUCAAGAAAUGGUGAAUUUCUUGCUGGAGAAAUAUCCGUCUCUUUUACAGGAAGAUGGGCGGUAUGGUUACAGCAGCCUUCAUUUCAUCGCCAGGACAGGAAACCUGUCGCUCUACCAGCAGGUGGAGCCACUAGUACUGGAGGGUUACACUGGAACAGACCAACACUACAUCGAGUCUCUGUUAGAUGUGGACGGUAAAACUCUGUUGCACGCUGCAUGUGCGUCUGGUAGCUUGGGACUGUGUGAACAUCUCUGUAUCAGAUAUACAUCUCUCGUGUCGAAUACUGACAAGUUUGGACGACAUUCUCUGCAUUUCGCCGCCAUGUCUGGAAAUUUGGACUGCUUCAAAUAUAUAGCGGCACUAACUCUGAGGGAGAAGACCCAGGAAGAAUGUCAAUGUUUCAUGGCCGCACUGGUGGACGUUAGGUAUCAGAGGACAGUCUUACACUGGGCGUGCGAGUCUGGAUGUAAAGAGUUAUGCAUCUUUGUAUGUCAGGAAUACCCAUCUCUGUUAUCUCAAAGGGACAGGAAUAGACUUCAUUGUCUCCAUUUUGCAGCCGUAACAUGUGACCAAGCCUGUUUUGAAGCAUUGGCCAAAUUUGUUCUAAAAGAUAAGAACGGGUCAGAGAUAAGGCACUUUAUGGACAGUCUGAUAACAAAUGACCAGCGCACAGUUCUACAUGUGGCAUGUCAGUCGGGAAAUCAAGAUCUCGCCAUGUAUCUCUGUAAAACCUACCCUUCCCUGCUGUCUCUUAGAGAUAAAAGGGGACGCCACUCUCUUCACUACACGGUUGAACCUGGUAAUCUAGAAUUUUACAGAUCCAUCGAAUCAUUGGUACUUGCAGGUAAGACUUACUCAGAGCGCCAGCUGUUCAUGGAGGAAGUCACUAGUCAAUUCAAUGGUACAAUACUGGUUAGGGCUUGCUGGUUUGGAAGCAAAGCUAUUUGCAUGUAUUUGUGUGAAAAAUAUCCAUCCCUUUUGUCCAUUAGAGAUAACUUUGGCAUGCACUGCAUCCAUUAUGCAGCUAUGUCGUGGAACCUGGAUUGCUACAAAGCUAUCGAGGCCCUAGUCAUACGGGAGGAAUCAGCCAAAGGAAACAAAAACUACAUGGAGAGCUUGUUAACAGACCGUGGCGUGUCCGUCGUAGAUUUGGUCAGCGGGGAGGUAGAGGUUUACAAGAAGGCCUUGCAUGAUUAUGUGAUGAGCUCUGCCAGGCCUACCUCUUCUUCUAACCGUAGUAGUAGUAGUAGGAGCAGUCCUUCUAGUGUAAGAACGAGACGAUUCUCCUCCCCAAUUAACAGUUCCUCACAGCAUUAAAAUGUACUAUUCUUAUCAGUCCUCGGCCAGUAAAACUGAAAGAGGACCCUAUUGUUAGCCAUGUGGCCGGGGCCAGUGGUUAGUGCACUCACCUUUCACCACAAGAUGAUGAGGGUUCAAUUCACACAUUGGAUGUUAAAAAAGUAUGGGGUCACCAGCUCAACCUCAUGGAUUAUCUCUGUCCAGUUUCCUUCCAUAUUAAGACCCCAGCAGGCUUCCAUUUAGACUCACAAGAGCUAUUCAUUGUAGUUUAAAGCUUGUUUCAUAAUGUUGCCAAAUUUCAGUUAAUUUUAUAACGAGAUUUGCUUAAUGUUUGUUCGAUGCCGAUUGGUUUUCUACUUUUGAUCAAUCUUUGCUCAGGUAUACGUACUAGUACGUACUAGUCAUCACUUCAAUCGAAUCAUUGUGUGUCCUGUACCCAGUUUUCCUGAUCCACGACUAAAAGUCAUUUAAGGUCACAAUGAAUUAAAUUAUCCCACUUCAACCACAAGCAUCUGCAACUUGAUUGUAAGAAUAUGAAAUAAGUCGUCCCUAUACCUAGCCCAAUUUUCCUCUGGUCCCUGACGCCAGAUUUAGACAUUUUGACAGAAAGAUGUCUGGUGUGCGACAUCUCUCUGUCAAGGGCUGUUCCCUACCCUACUACAAUGUCUACAGUACUAUAAUAAUAGUAGGGCAGGGAAGACUUCUUUCAUACUUUCACACUUACCACACAGGGAAAUGCCUGUGUUUCGACAAAUGGUUUUGUAUUCAAAUUUGUGUUCAAAUCAUAACAUUAACACACUAGAUAUUUUGUAUGUACAUGGAUAUUCACUAAGCAGAGUGUAUACCACUUGAGCAUGUCUCUGUGACACUUGGCCGUGAUAGAUAUGGUGUUGACAUCAUUUUUUAUGCUUUCUUGAAGAUGGUAAAAACCCUGGAGUUGUGUGAUAAUUCCUUAUUUUAACAGUUUCUAUAUUAAUGUGAUGACCUCAUUUUCAAAAGUAAAAUCACAAAAUCUUAGAUUCAAUUCUUUUUAUUCAAAAAUGCACAAAUAUUCUAUUUCCAGGAAUUUCAUGUCUGAAAAUAACUUUUUAACUGAAUGAUGAAUAUGUGCACUUUUUAAUGAAAACACUGAAAUCUAAUUUCAUUAUUUUACUACUGAUAGAGACUGUGGGUUAAUGUUUCAUCAUUUGAAAUGUGUAACUUGUACAGUCGUUCCAAACCUGUCGCUUGUUGACUGAAAUUUUAGGAUAAUCUGACCUCUUGGUGCAACAAAACAAUCAUUUUCCUCAAGCCCAUUUAACAACUAUAUAAAUUUACUUGUAACAUUACAUUUGAAUAUAUUGAACAUGAACAAUAUGAGAAAUUGUAUAUUAUUGUGUCAUUUUCAUUUUUUUUAAAUAAAUAACAAGCGUUCUAAUUUUAUACUCUAAUCUCAAAAUAAUGUCAUUGUACAUUUUCAAUUUAAAAAUAAAUGAAUAGCAAGCAUUCUAAUUUUGUACACCAAUAAUCUCAGUACCAUAUAACUGUACUCCACCUGAUAAAUACUUCAUCCCUUAGAAACUCUUGCUAUCCCUUUUCUAGUCUGUGCUUCUCAUUCCAUUGUAAUAAAUAACCAUAGGUACUUAAAAUGAGACAUAUCUUUUGAAAAGAUAAACGUCGGAGUUUUAGUGGAAAUAAAUUUGAGAGCAGUUGUGAUCUUUUGACGUAAUGUAAAAUAAUAUUAUUUUAUCCUUAAUUACCCAUCAUCAUAUAAACUUAAGAAAAAGCACUUGUCUGUUAUCAUCAAGGCCUUUUUUUUAGGUUCAAAUUGGAUUUUCUUUCCCCAGCAUCUUUUGGGGAGGAUGCCAGGGUUUGGGUGCCACGGGAUCAUCCCUCUUACGUCAUAUAACCUCACACAGGAGGCCUCUUCCCCUUUAUUCCUGCUUUCUUUUUCAUUUCUUCUCUCAAACUCCAAAUCAUUCAUUCUUUCAUUCUCAUUCAUUACAAGAAUUUACUUACCAUUAUGGCUAAUUGGGGAAAGAUUUGAAAGGCUAUACAAAUUCUUACUUUCCCAAAUCUUACGCCCAGGGCGCUUGCCGUUAUUAUGUGGAUUAUUUAGGUAAUGUCAUAUACUACCUACUGAGUCAAAACCAGUACUGUGUUUAUGAGGGUAAAGAAGUGGAGUGUGGUUGCUGUGAGAGUGAAUAUACUAAAAGAUAUAUACUUGGUGAGUGUUAUCAAUAAAUGAGAUCAUGUUGGUCCUGUUUAGAAGUCCUAAAAAGGGUGAAUCUAGUCAAAAAUUAACCACACUGUACACAUGUGACUCCAGGAUACUAGUUAAGUGGUGUACAUGACCGUCUUCCUUACUUUAUCUACAGCGUAUAUUGUAUAGUUUUUGUAAUUGCAGCAGUUUACAUUUUUAAAAAUUUUAAGUGUAGUUAUACCCCCAGGUAAUUCCUUGCUAAGCAUUUACUUUGUGAUUGUAGGUUUUCAAGUCUCUGAGAGCUUCAUUUCAUUGUUUCUGUUACAUGACUCAAGUUUUUUUCAUUUUUUCAUGAAAACAUAGCUUUUUUAUGUUUAUAUUUUAUAUAGAUAAUUUUCAUUGAUCUGAAUGAGUAUUGAAGAUAUAUGAAGGUAGGGAUAUGCAAAUAUUGAUCUCUUUAAAUUGUAAAUAUGUAAUAAGAUUACAGUGAA
Messenger RNA from Mizuhopecten yessoensis (Yesso scallop), 6142 nucleotides. RefSeq lists its product as uncharacterized. The transcript has 5 exons. Gene Ontology annotation, molecular function: protein binding. The record is from RefSeq and is a predicted model, not a curated record. NCBI's taxonomy places the organism in Eukaryota, Metazoa, Mollusca, Bivalvia, Pectinida, Pectinidae. The coding region runs from base 134 to 3487 and encodes 1117 amino acids.